AUGGCAAACUAUGAUGAUGAUGAAAUUUCAGAAGCGGGCUCUGUUACACUAGACAACUUACAAUACGAUGAGAUACUUGACCUUGAUCCCGAGGACAUCGACAGGCAUCCGUUUGAGGAAAAAAGUGAAGAGGCUCAGUUCAGAGAGCAAACAUGGGAACAACAGUGGAAGGAAGUUGUCAGAUCUCUUGUGUCCGGCGAGGCACGGCGGGAUACAUCCGAGCCAGGACAAGGCCGCUUACUUGAAGAAUAUAAGAAGAAGGCACUGACGAGUCGAGACGCUCGUGAGAGGACAACGCCGACGUUUCUUCACAUCUUGGCAAAGAGGCGAGAUACUGAUGACUUUGGAAACCUGCCGGGAGAUACACUGUCAAAGAUUCUCAAGUAUCUUCUUGAGUUUCAGGACAGUGCUUUGGUAGAGAGUGGUCUCAGCAAACCAAAGGAUGACCCGAUUCUGCGGGUAGCGAUGGAGUUCAAUAACACCAAGUUCAUCGAAUCCGUCACCGAAUGUUCCAGUGAGAUUCCGGGAAAAUUAGAUGAACUACUUAAUGCGACGGAUCACGAUGGGAUGAAUUGCCUUCACUACGCUUUCAAGGAACAGCUGCCAAAGGCUCUAGGAACCCACCAAGGGAUUAAGCAGAGUUCGGCCAUUGCACCAGAACGACCGAAUUUACGUGUAACGAUUAAGACAAUCCAUGGCUUUGUCAAAGAGGCAAAACCUGAGACAAUAGCCGCAAGGGACAAUUACGGCAACACUCCCAUACACUAUGCCAUGGAUUACAAUAACUGUCGACUCCAAGUAAAGCAAUACAACAACAUAGUUCAAUACCUGGUUCUAACAGGCGAUAAGAUACUGAAGAGGAACCCGGAUCAGCAGUUCAACUUGAACAACGAGUCCCCAUAUUUGUACUAUCUAAGGACGCGAGAAAGAUGGUUAAAGCAAAAUAGAAGAGCCGCCGCCGCAACAGGACCAGCGACUACCUCUUCAGAAAGAGGUGGCAACCGUACUGGCAGAGAAAAACCGCCUAUUAGGACAGGCGCCCUGUAUGAGUCUAGAAAGGAGUCAAAAGAUGACUAUUCGACAGGGGAGUAUCAGAAAAAAAUGCUCCCGCCAAAGCCAGGGACGACUGAGCCAUCAAGAACGAAAAUGGGCCCUCCACCUCCGCUUGACAAAGGUCGGACAUUGUAUACCACAGCCCAGGAAGCCAAAGAUGGAACAGAAGCUUCAGAUUAUGACCCAAAGCAGUCUCGUCGUCCUUCUGUGCAUAUUUCAGAGAACCAACCCAUUCAUGCAACCCCGGCCACUCCUACAUCCUUGGAUAAUCCUCUUCCCAAGUCUCUUACGCGCACUCGAACACAGAAUUACGACCAGGCUAGCGAUUCCGGUCAGACAAAAGCUCCAGCCAGCGUCAAGCUAGACGAAGAUAAAUCCAAUCCAAGCAAAACUUCUCUAGACUCGGAUACGGCAGCAAGCAAAAUCGGGGAAUUUGUCAAAGUUCAUUAUAUACGCACCAGAACAGAUAUGGAAGCAAAGGAAUUACUUUAUGGUAAAGUAGCUUCAGACAAAAACUUGUAUUUCGACGCAUCUCACCUCGCGGGAAAGACUGUAGAUCAAGUCGUAGACCUGAUCGAGAAGCUUUCCAAGGCGGGCGGGUUUGAGGACACUCUAUCCUACGUCAAUUUGCCGAUAUUAACGACAAUUCACGAAAAGUCAAGCGCAUCCAAGUCAGACAACAGAGGAUACAGUUCAAACGAGAAAAGACAACGCGGAGGGGCUCAUCAAGAAAAUCCCAAGUUGGGGCGCAGUGCUCUAAUAAGUGUAUUUGACAAACUGGUGUCAGUCAACAUUCGACACAUACUCCGGCUGCAGGUGGACGACAGAGAAGGUCUACCUCACACCGAUGCUGCAAUCGAACGAGCUAUACGAGGUCAGGAUUCGUUUGGUCUCGGUAAUUCCAGGAAAGAGGAAAUUAAGAUAGAAUCCUGGGACUGGAGAAAGCCAGACCUAAGCAUGGACGUUAUAUCCUUUGCAGCACCAGAUGCUACUCACAUCAACCUCUACUGGAGUGGAAACCAGACGAUUCUCAAAGGCUGGGGCUACCCAGAAGGUAUUGCAAGAGAUGCAACAUCCAAUGGCAAGUUAAGGAGGGUGACGCUCCAUGCCUUUCCGGGUUUCGAAAGUCGCGAUAGAAUGAUGAAAAUGAUAGAAACCUUCGAAACCGAGAUCACUGACCGCACAAAAGGAAGGGUCAAAAUCGAGAAGAGGAUACAUUCUGGCACGGUUACAUCCAGUAUCAAGUCGGACGAUGAUUUGGACCCGUCAGAGAUUGGAACAUCAGACGGCCCUCCACAGCAGGUCUGGGUUGAGAGAAUGGAGGAUUUCAGAAGCUCUCUAAUCUCUGUUCACCGACUUCUGGGCGGCAAGAUUAAAAUACCGCCCGUAAAGGUUGCAUUAAUAGACGAUGGCGUCGAUCUACUAAACUUGGAUACGUACAACAUUGUUCAGGCUACUGGUCUGAGCUAUUGCCCACCAGAUGGGAAAACGGAACGGCCGUGGCAUCAGUCCACCAACGGUCACGGCACAGUCAUGGCCAACAUGAUUGUGCGCAUCAAUCCUUGGGUUUCGCUCGAUGUUAUGAAGAUACAUGAAAGCACUAGCCACAGCCCUGGAAGCAAAACACGGACCAUAUACGCAGAGAGCGCUGCGAGAGCCAUUGAAGGCGCCAUCAUUCGCAAGGCCGACAUCAUAUCCAUGUCGUGGACUAUUCGGAAAUUGGCGAAAAAGAUAGGCAGUGUACCUAAUGCCCUGGAUGUCGGAACCGACGAAGAGCACAAGAGAUCACCCGAGGAGGUGGCCAUGGAUGCGCUUCAAAAGGCAAUCGAAAAGGCCAAGUCUCGCAACAUCCUCAUGUUCUGCUCCGCCGCCGACGACAUCCAACUCCUCGGCAGGGAAUCACUUCCUUUCAGCGCAGCAUCGGACUGUAUUCUUCGUAUUGGCGCCGCGCUGCCCAAGGGCCAAAGAGAUCCAACUUCCGAAGAUUUUAACACAAUAAGCUACUUCUUCCCCGGAAACCAGGUGGCAGAGGCAAGGAAUCCUCGGUCAUCAAAACCCGUCGAAUAUCAUGAUGGAUCUUCCGUUUCCACUGCAUUAGCUGCAGGACUUGCAUCACUAAUAAUUUACUGCACAAAUGUCGUAAAAACCUACUACGACGAUUCGAGGCCCUUUACUGACUGGGCGUUGAAGUUGCGGAACCACAAGAACAUGCGGACCGCAUUCGAUAACAUAAAUUCUCCGGAUUAUGACGACAAAAAAUUUCUACCUGUCUGGAAGACGUUUGGGGAUGCUACAGAGCGAAUCAAUAAUGCUCAAGGGGAGAAGAAGAAGAUUGUGGAGUUGGAGAAUCUGGUGAGAAUUCUUUGUCAUAAACUUGAGGCAGAGUAA
Molecule: messenger RNA, 3441 nt
Organism: Trichoderma breve
Lineage: Eukaryota; Fungi; Ascomycota; Sordariomycetes; Hypocreales; Hypocreaceae
Product: subtilase family domain-containing protein
Exons: 5
Coding region: 1-3441 (1146 amino acids)
Biological process (GO): proteolysis
Molecular function (GO): serine-type endopeptidase activity
Source: RefSeq, a predicted model, not a curated record